Molecule: messenger RNA, 1830 nt
Organism: Schizosaccharomyces octosporus yFS286
Lineage: Eukaryota; Fungi; Ascomycota; Schizosaccharomycetes; Schizosaccharomycetales; Schizosaccharomycetaceae
Product: ATP-dependent RNA helicase Spb4
Exons: 2
Coding region: 1-1830 (609 amino acids)
Cellular component (GO): nucleolus
Molecular function (GO): RNA helicase activity; nucleic acid binding; ATP binding
Source: RefSeq, a predicted model, not a curated record
AUGAGUUUUCAAGACUUGCAAAUCGAUCAAUGGCUAAAAGAUGCGGUUCACGCUCGUGGGUUCACUAAAAUGACACCUGUUCAAACGAAUACUAUUCCUCUUUUCUUGAAAAACAAAGACGUUGUCGUGGAAGCUGUCACCGGUUCAGGAAAGACGUUGGCUUAUUUAUUGCCUGCUAUUGAUAAAAUUUUAAAAAGAGAUUCCGAUGAGCAUGGUUUGGGUGCCCUCAUAGUCGCACCUACUCGUGAGCUGGCAAAUCAAAUCUUUCAUGUUACUGAAGAAUUGUUAGCAUAUCAACCAGAAGAGCUUGCACAACAGAAAUCACUUGUUCCUGACAUGUAUAUUGGUGGAAAAAAUACAUUAUCAAACGAUAUGGCUUCUUUUCGAGAAAAAAAUCCUACCAUUGUCAUUGGAACGCCGGGGAGGUUGAACGAAAUGCUGGGGAAAAUUUCCAGUAAAAAUUUACAGAUUUUAAUAUUGGACGAAGCAGAUACCCUUAUUGAUAUGGGCUUUCAGAAAACUUUACAAUCGAUUAUCUCACAAAUUCCCAAGCAACGACGUACAGGGCUUUUCAGUGCUACUAUGAACGAUACUGUUUCCUCUUUUUUGAAGGUCGCUGGGCUUCGAAAUAGUGUUCGUGUUUCUGUCACGGUUACUCUUAAGAAAGAGGAUACCAGAGCACCAUCUUCGCUGUCGAUUCAAUCCUGUGUCUUACCCCCCAUGUACAAGAUCCAGGGAAUGCUAAAUAUGCUUCAAAAUAAAGAGUAUGACAAAGCUAUCGUCUUUUUUCUGUCUUGUGCAAGUGUUGAAUAUUUUCAUUCCUUGUUGUCUCAAAUGAAGUUACCAUAUGAAAUUAUCGCUUUGCAUGGCAAACAGGCCCAGUCCAAUCGAAGCAGAAACUAUGAAAAGUUUGUAAAUAAUAAUACAAAAUCUGUUUUACUUACAACGGAUGUCGCUUCUCGUGGUCUGGAUAUCCCAAACGUGGAUUUAGUGCUUCAGCUGGAUCCUCCAUUGGAUCCUAAAUCUUUUUCACACCGAUGCGGUCGGGCAGGACGUGCCGGACGUUUUGGUUUAGCUCUUGUUUUUCUGAAUGAAGGUAGGGAAGAAGAUUAUGAAGAGUUGCUGAGGGUACGUAAAGUACCAAUUCAGCGUAUAGAUACACCUGAAUCACUGAUGGAUCGAAGCCAUCUCGACGAACUAACUAAGUACCUUAGAGACAUAGUUAGAAGGGAUCGAAAUAUUUAUGAAAAAGGACUAAGAGGAUUUGUAUCCCAUGUACGUGCAUAUACCAAGCAUCAAGCAUCUUUUAUAUUCCGUAUAAAAGACUUGGAUUUACAUCAACUAGGAACGGCUUAUGCCUUAUUACACUUACCUAAGAUGCCAGAGCUGAAAGAUGCUCCAGCUGCUAACGAUGUAUUUCAGCCUUUGGAUAUUGAUACCCGAACAAUAGCUUUUCUUGACCCAUCUCGCGAACAAGCUCGUCAACGGAAAAUGGAGGAACAAGGCAAUCAGCCAGAAAAACCUAAAAUAGAAAAAAAGCCGAAAGCUGAAGCUUGGUCGAAACAAAAAGAUAUGAAAGAGAAGCGUGUUGUACGUCGUGAAAAAAGGAAGUCAAGACGUGAGUUUGACAAAACACAAAAAAGGCGUAAAGCAGAAGAGGAAAAUCAAGCGUCUCAACAGCAUAGCUCAUCCAACAGAAAGGAAGGUAGUCAAGUAGAUGAUGUUUCUGACGAGGAAAAUCUUUCGGAAUUGGAAGAUGAUUAUCGUGCUCUACAAAAGGAAAAGAAAGGAGGAAAAGGCUCUGCCUCUAUAACAUUUGAUGGCUUAUAA